UGCUUCUACGUAUUUACAUGCUAUCGAGAGGCGGUUUCGCAAUCUAUAUCAGCUUUAUGGCUGCGACUGCCAUUUAUUGAGCAUUUGUUUCGAGUAGCGCACUAUGCUGGGUUUGGACUUGGACGCAAUCUUACUUUUCUAUUUUAUGAUUUUAUUUGCUGACCCUAUUCUUGCUGGCAGCAAGAAGAAAGAUCUGUCGCGCUUUACUCAGUCCUUGGAUCUGGUGAGCGUCCUGAAGAUGAGCUUGCGGAAAAACAACGACGAUUAUCAGGACAGCCAGCCUGACAACCCCGCAAUCGAUACUGUGGAACUCAUCAAUAUAAAUAGAGCGAAUGACAGUAAUCGCAUUGACUAUGCCAGACGUAGUAACCGAGAUGAUGCAAGUGACUCAAUUAUCGAUACAGUCAGGGUAUCAAUACUCAAAGAGAUCCGUGAAAACAAUCCGGAUGAAAAACAUUCUAAAUCAAAUUUUAUGAACUUACUAGAAAAGAUGAAAGCAGAAAAUGUUGACUCAAAUAAGAAACCAGAAGAAAUAGAAACUAAAUCAGAUGAAAAUCAAUCUAAAUCUUUUUCGAAGUCACUAAAUGAGACGCUUGACAUAAGAGUGAAAUUAGACGAUACAGAAAAAGAGCCGGAGCUGUCGACCGUCAAAGACCCGAUGUUGAAGGCGAUAGAACCCCACAGCUCCAUGAACAACACUCCGCCCGAAACCUCGCUCGCUCCGUACCUGCUAGGGAAGGAGACGACAGCGAGGCUGAAGUACAAACUACUGACCGUGAAGGGGGAGCGCGCUAUCCGGCGCGGCGCGGGCGCCGUGCCGCACUUCCUGCAGACGGAGCUGAGCGGGCGCGCCGUGCUGGUCGCGCCCGUGCACGUGGCCGGGCCCGUGCCCGACUUCAAGCUGCCCAAGAGCCGACGGCAGUACAGGGUGGACAGCGACGAUGAGAACGCGGAGGGUAACAGCGCGGUGAGCGGGGAUGACGACGCGCUGGUGCCCCGGUGACCCCAACCCUGGCCCAUAGAGCUAAGGGCCCUUUGACCCAUAGCUCCAAGACUGAGUGCCUACACUAUGAUUCCCCCUCAACCACACAGGUAAUAUCGUAGUGUCACAUCUUGUACUGUUUUGUGAAUAUAUUUUUGUUGA
Plodia interpunctella (Indianmeal moth) is the source of this 1144-nucleotide messenger RNA. RefSeq lists its product as uncharacterized. The transcript is spliced from 5 exons. The record is from RefSeq and is a predicted model, not a curated record. Bases 104 to 1003 code for a protein of 299 amino acids. Lineage: Eukaryota; Metazoa; Arthropoda; Insecta; Lepidoptera; Pyralidae.